CGGCUUCUGCCACAUCGACCGAAAUGGACUCGGCUUCACGGCCCUCUGGCAAUGAAUCGAGGGUACUUGUGAUCUACACAGGUGGCACUAUCGGGAUGCUCAUCGGCAACCGCGGUUACGUCCCCGAGCCUUUUUUUCUGACGGAGACUUUGAAGAGUCAGACAAGGUUCCAUGACCCUUUCCAAGACUCUCUGUUUUCGAACUCGGGGAGCGUGCAAGGGUUUCGGCAGUUCUUGAGCAGCACUAGUGGUCGCUCUAGUCCUCAAAGUGGAAAUACGCCUGUGAACCCUCAGUUCGAGCAACCGACACUACUUUCCGACAAAAGACCCGCCGGCAGCUUCGAUAUGCACCCAAUUAUCCGAAGACUAUUUGAAGCGCGAAUCCCUAGCCUCAUAAUGCCUCGAAGUUCCGUGUCGGGAAGCAGUGACAGUAAAGCCAUCCGUUAUGCUAUUCUGGAGUGGAAUCCAUUACUGGACAGCAGUAACAUCGAAAACGAAGACUGGAUUCGGUUGGCAUCGGAGAUCGAAUUGAACUACCAUUACUUCGAUGCUUUCGUGAUUUUGCAUGGAACGGACACGAUGUCUUACACAUCGAGCGCGCUGAGCUUCCUGCUGGAGGAUCUGGGCAAGACGGUUAUCUUGACUGGAGCCCAAAUCCCGCUCUCUCAAUUGCGGAAUGACGCGGUGGACAAUCUUAUGGGGGCUCUUAUGAUUGCUGGGAACUAUAUCAUUCCAGGUAACUGGGCAAUCUCCGGGGAAGAUAUGUUGACUAAACUUUGGCACAAGAAUGCUGUCUGUAUUUCAAUCACACCGACAGCGUUGUUCCGUGGAAAUCGAGUCUCCAAGGUCUCCUCGUACGAUCUCGGCGCUUUUCACAGUCCGAACUUUGCUCCUCUAGUCAAUGGCAAAGCAGUCGGAAUUGACAUUGUUGUCAAUUGGAAUGAUGUUCUUCGGCAGACUAGCCUCCGGCGUUUCCGUGCCCACAAGGAAAUGAGUCCGCACGUGGCUACGCUGCGGCUCUUCCCCGGCAUUACGACUCCCACGAUACGAGCCUUCCUCGCUCCGCCAGUCAGAGGCGUUGUUCUGGAAACAUUUGGGUCGGGAAAUGCUCCCCAGCGCCAGGAUCUUAUCCAAGCGUUCAAGGGUACCUGCGCUCUCACCAAGCUCAGCUACCUGCUCUCGAAACCCGAGUUCUCAGUGGAUCAGAUUCGCAAGCUCAUGAGCACCCCGCUUCGGGGAGAGUUGACUCGCCACUCCGCCACGGCUCUGAGCCAGGCAACAUUGGUCCAAAAUAUGGAGAACAUCCAGGGAUUGCUCUCCGAGUUCGUGCGCAUGUCGGUGCCGUUGACCCAGGCGCCCCAAAUCACGAUUUCUCUACCGGAUGGGAAUGCCCAAGAUGCUGCGGCUUCUUGGACAUCGACGGCAGCCGAGGCUGCGUCAACGGAAGCCGCUCUCCUUCCUUUCCUCAUCCAUUCUGCGGCCGCUCGAAAUGAUGUGGAAGGCAUCCAGUUCUGCCUCAAGUCGAACAGUCGAAUGAUUUGCCUUGAUUCGGCGACUGGUGGAUCUCCCUUGCACGCCGCUGCUUUAAACGGCAGUACUGCCUGUGUCCAACUGCUCCUCAAUUCCGGGGCUCUCGUUCAUCUACGCGACUCGCUAGGUCACACCGCUCUGUAUUAUGCCGCACGAAAGGGUUUCGGAGAAAUUGUGGACUUGUUGGUCCAAGCUGGCGCUCUCUUGAGUGGAUCUGAUGGACUGUAUGCUUCAAUGGCAGCCAAAUCCGCUCUUCAAAACUCGGAUAAACUUUACAUAGACAUAUGGGAUCGUGCAGGGGUUGCUACAUGAUCUGAAAUCUAUACAUACGCGCCGAAAGUUAUCAAGACGCGGAGACGUUUGUGUAUUCACGACACGUGGUGUGACCCUGGCACUGACGCGGGAUGUCACGAAAAGUGUGGUUGUGACAGCAAGAUCUUCAACAACUCUCUGCAACUUGCAUUCACUCGAAGAAGAGAGCUGGGGCGUCGUAUUCCUGUUAGCGCGUGCGCGUCGCAGAUAUACUAUCUGCUCUCUGCGAGAGACCUGAUUCUUCUGACGCGGACGAUAUCUGCCUGACAACGCUUUGGAAUCGCAAGGACGGGGAUGCCAUCCGGAUGGAUCGUUUCUCGUUUCUCAGCGAUAGAUUGUACACCAGGGUAGACCCGAGGUUGACACAUCGUAUGGCUAGCCUGGUUAGCCGGCGCAGCCAAAACAGCA
Molecule: messenger RNA, 2249 nt
Organism: Mycena citricolor
Lineage: Eukaryota; Fungi; Basidiomycota; Agaricomycetes; Agaricales; Mycenaceae
Source: the annotation of a GenBank genome assembly